AGCAAAGAGAGUCAGCAACUUGGAGCACUGCGACCCCGGAGUGUCCCCUCCCCAGCAUGGCCGACGGGUUGUUUUUAAACCACGAACUUUCCAAGCUCUUCAACCAGCUGUGGGAUGCUGAUGUUAACCGCUUCAAACCGGGUCGGGAUUACACCAUCUCACUGCAGGGGAGAGUAGGCUUUAUCCCCCAGGGCAGCCACACGGCCAGGGACAAUGCCGCGCAGCCCCUGUUCCUGCAGGUGGAUGAAGAGCGUCUCCAAGGCACCAAGACCUUUGCAGCCUUCAUCUCCCUCCUGGACAACUACGAGACGGCCACCGGGGAGCCCGAGGUCGUGACUGCGGAGGAAGAGGCCGAAAACCACCGUUUCUUGGAUGCCAUCCUGGACACGACCGUCAUGAAACUCACACAUCAGUACCUGGUGGGGAAAAACUUGGCCCGGCCCAGUGUGAAGGACUUCAAAUCUCAGCUCUACCACAUCUGGUUCCAGCUAUACCCCCGCGAGGGGCAUCGGGGGCCGGACUCCUGCGGGUUCGAGCACGUGUUUGUCGGCGAGACCAGGCGGGGGCAGGAGGUGCUGGGCUUCCACAACUGGGUGCAGUUCUACCUGCAGGAGAAACGGGGAAACGUAGAUUAUAAGGGCUACGUGGCCAGGCAGUCCAAGACUCGGCCUGAUGCCGAAGACCAGGUUCUGAGCCUGCAGUUCGGCUGGAAAGAUUUGGUCAAGCCCGUCGGCAGCACCUUCAUCGGCGUCAGCCCUGAGUUCGAAUUUGCUGUGUUCACCGUGGCCUUCCUGCAGUCUGGAGAGAAGGUGUCACGGGUGCUGGUGAGGGUAGAGGAAUAUGAGCUGCUGCUUGUAGUCUGUCGCCACGGGAGACACAUUGGCUCGGCGUACCCUGUCCUGAUCAGCAGUGACAAUGAGGAUUUGUACUGAGGGCUGCCCGCCCGCCUGUUGUCAGCAUUUUCAAUAAAAUUGGAUUUAAACCC
Molecule: messenger RNA, 985 nt
Organism: Ornithorhynchus anatinus (platypus)
Lineage: Eukaryota; Metazoa; Chordata; Mammalia; Monotremata; Ornithorhynchidae
Product: poly(U)-specific endoribonuclease-A-like
Exons: 7
Coding region: 57-932 (291 amino acids)
Molecular function (GO): RNA endonuclease activity
Source: RefSeq, a predicted model, not a curated record